UAGCGAGUCAGAGCCGCGCACGGGACCGGGAAGGGGAGCCAUCGGAGGGUCCAGUCGCCAGCCCCCGCACUUCCAGCGGCCACGCCGGCAGCGGUCGCACCAGCACCAGCGGCAGAGGCAGCGGCACCAGCAGCGGCGGGGACCCGGCGGCGACAGCUCGGAGCCGGGAGGCCGCGCCACCUGCGGGCCGGCCGCAGCGGGCAGCCCCAGGCCCCCUCCCCGGGCACCCGCGUUCAUGCAACGCCUGGUGGCCUGGGACCCAGCAUGUCUCCCGCUGCCGCCGCCGCCUGCCUUUAAAUCCAUGGAAGUGGCCAACUUCUACUACGAGGCGGACUGCUUGGCUGCUGCGUACGGCGGCAAGGCGGCCCCCGCGGCGCCCCCCGCGGCCAGAGCCGGGCCGCGCCCCCCCGCCGGCGAGCUGGGUAGCAUCGGCGACCACGAGCGUGCCAUCGACUUCAGCCCCUACCUGGAGCCGCUGGGCGCGCCGCAGGCCCCAGCGCCGGCCACGGCCACGGACACCUUCGAGGCGGCUCCGCCCGCGCCCGCCCCCGCGCCCGCGCCCGCCUCCUCCGGGCAGCACCACGACUUCCUCUCCGACCUCUUCUCCGACGACUACGGGGGCAAGAACUGCAAGAAGGCGGCCGAGUACGGCUACGUGAGCCUUGGGCGCCUGGGAGCCGCCAAGGGCGCGCUGCACCCCGGUUGCUUCGCGCCCCUGCACCCGCCGCCUCCGCCGCCGCCGCCGCCGCCUCCCGCCGAGCUCAAGGCGGAGCCGGGCUUCGAGCCCGCGGACUGCAAGCGGAAGGAGGAGGCCGGAGCGCCGGGCGGCGGCGCCGCAGGCAUGGCGGCUGGCUUCCCGUACGCGCUGCGCGCCUACCUCGGCUACCAGGCGGUGCCGAGCGGCAGCAGCGGGAGCCUCUCCACGUCCUCCUCGUCCAGCCCGCCCGGCACGCCGAGCCCCGCCGACGCCAAGGCGCCCCCGACUGCCUGCUACCCGGGGGCCGCGCCGGCGCCCUCGCAGGUCAAGAGCAAGGCCAAGAAGGCGGUGGACAAGCACAGCGACGAGUACAAGAUCCGGCGCGAGCGCAAUAACAUCGCCGUGCGCAAGAGCCGCGACAAGGCCAAGAUGCGCAACCUGGAGACGCAGCACAAGGUCCUGGAGCUCACGGCCGAGAACGAGCGGCUCCAGAAGAAGGUGGAACAGCUGUCGCGCGAGCUCAGCACCCUGCGGAACUUGUUCAAGCAGCUGCCCGAGCCCCUGCUCGCUUCCUCCGGCCACUGCUAGCACGGCCGGCCCGUGGGCGCGGCCCCCCUGCCGGCCGGGGGCUCCGCGCUGCCGGGCGCGCCGAGACUCCGGGGAGCACCCUCGCUCGGGACCCUGGGAGCCCGAGAACCCCGCCGCCCCGGUCCUCAUGGCGCCGGCCAGACUUUGGCACAAGGGCGCUUGGCAGCACGGGGAGCCCUCGGUCACUUUGCUAUUUUCUGAUCGAUCUAGCUCUGUUUUCGCCCACCCCAAGCACACAGGCGGAGCGGGGCAGGCCGCCCGUGGUGGUGUUUGAAGAAGACGCGUCCGUGUGUACAGAUGAAUGAUAAACUCUUGCCUCUGCCCCCCUCUCCCGGGCGCCGGCGGGCGGGCCGGUUUCGAAGUUGAUGCAAUCGGGUUAAACAUGGCUGAAGGCGUGUGUACACGGGACUGACGCAACCCACGUGUAACUGUCAGCCGGGCCCUGAGUAAUCACCCAGAGAUGUUCCUACGCGGCUGUUGCUGUUGCUGUUGUGUUUUUUUUUUUUUGGUCUUUUUUUUUUUUUU
This is a messenger RNA of Ochotona princeps (American pika), 1810 nucleotides long. RefSeq names its product CCAAT enhancer binding protein beta (gene CEBPB). Gene Ontology annotation, molecular function: DNA-binding transcription factor activity, RNA polymerase II-specific; RNA polymerase II cis-regulatory region sequence-specific DNA binding. Lineage: Eukaryota; Metazoa; Chordata; Mammalia; Lagomorpha; Ochotonidae. The transcript has a single exon. The record is from RefSeq and is a predicted model, not a curated record. Gene Ontology annotation, biological process: regulation of transcription by RNA polymerase II; DNA-templated transcription; regulation of cell differentiation. The coding region runs from base 236 to 1285 and encodes 349 amino acids.